Cataglyphis hispanica is the source of this 11217-nucleotide messenger RNA. RefSeq names its product lysosomal-trafficking regulator (gene mv). NCBI's taxonomy places the organism in Eukaryota, Metazoa, Arthropoda, Insecta, Hymenoptera, Formicidae. Gene Ontology annotation, molecular function: protein kinase binding. The record is from RefSeq and is a predicted model, not a curated record. Gene Ontology annotation, cellular component: cytosol; membrane. Gene Ontology annotation, biological process: intracellular protein localization.
GUUUGAUCGAAUUUACGAGCGGAUUGUCACAUGUUCCAACAAGCCAUAACGACAACAUCGUCGGCACGAAAGCAAAUCGGCAGAUAAGAAUCCUCUGGUAGUGGUAGACCAGGUCGUGUCUGGAUCGUGCUUGUAGUGAUUUCUCAUAUGGCUCGUGUCGCUCGUGGAACGGGUGGUGGUAACGAUGGUAGUGGCGAGUUUCUUGGCAGUGCUGGUAAUAGUGACGACAGAGAUGUUAUUGAAGAAUCUAUGAAACCGAAGUUAUUAUUCUUUAUUGCGUGAAGAUUCGAUGAAGUUUUCGAGUUUCCCGCGGAAAGCUGCAAAUUAGUGAUUAUAAUUGCGGGGAACACGUGGGAAUGUUAUAUGAUCAAAUUACUUCGUCGAAGGAUGUACUUCGAAAGCAAUAUGAAGAUACCUUAUGUGCGUGGUUGAGUUUUGAUGAAGUUGCGAUUUAUGAAGAAGAUGCGCAGUUGAAGACCGAGGAUCUAGAAGAGGAGGACGAGAAGGAGCGUGACGAACGACGGGGUCCAGGGAUGUCUACGGUGUCAAUCAAUAAAUUGCAGAUUUUAUGGGAUUACUUUAUUCAUGCUGAACCCCAGAGUUACGAGAAAUCAUCUUGGCUUGAUAUAUUUCUGGCGGAAUUUCUCGCGCAGAUUAAGGAAGGCAAAGACGUAAAAGAUGUUUUAUCUUUCUGUUCGGCUGGUGGCGGCGGCGUAUCGACUCUCGUGGCUUGCGAAUUACUAUCGGACGUGCAUGACCUAUGCGGGAAGAAGAACAAUGGCAGUGAGUUGGUUAGUCUACGAAAGUAUUUGGUCCAGGAUCGUGGUUGGCGUUAUCUGGCGGUGCUACAUCUAUUGGGUGUACGCGGUUUGUCUUGCGGUCGCGAAUUGGUCACGUUGUUGGUCGCUCUCUAUCCAGUUGCGUUCCAAGAGGGAGUUGCCGAUUCGAAAGCUAACUUAUCCACCAUAUCGCAGUCCGAUGGCGAAUCUAUCGUUGUUGGAUCAUCAACACGCAAUCAAUACGUGAAGUUUCACUGUAACGACAAUGUCGUCGAUAUGGUAGACAUCGUUCUGCACGCGAAACGCAAGACCAUUAAGGGCUUCUCUCACGAGAGCGAUGCACCUUCGGGUGGGAAAUCAGCUCGCAGACGAUCCGUCACUAACGCUGCAAAAUCCCGUAAAUCCAUUAAUCACAACCAGAUGAAAUCGUUAUCGAUUUUAAAAUCUCGACAUAAUAUACCCGAGAACGCGACGAGCAGCGAGUCUGAGCUAUUAACGGAUGGCAUCGAUCCAGCGCGUUCCCUCACUCUGAAGAUCCGUCUGAAUCCGAUGGAUUUCGAAUAUUUCACGUCGGUCGUUAGAAGCGAUGAAGAGCAGAAAUGGCAGGCCGAGUUGUAUGAGCUGCCACCUCGUCCUGUGAGAAAAACACCGCGUGAUUAUAUCGACGAAAGAAUCCAGGACGUAUUGAAUGCCGAGAUCAGUAACUUUGAAAUUAGUUUGCUCAUCAUACAGCUGCUACAGGGUUUGCGCGACUACGAUACGCCCGCCGAGCAAACACCAGCAGUACAGGUUCUGAAAUUUGCUCUAGACACGCUGUGGUCGCUACAAUUUGGCAUAGAUGGUAACAAUUUGAGUGGUAUAGAUUGCGUUACUCUAAAAGCGGCAGCCGCCAGAUUGAUGUUAACAGCUCUGGAACGCGCUUUGAGAGCCGAUGAACCUACCACAGCGGUGAUUCACAAUGGCCUAUUGCCAAUGACUCUGAGAUUGUUGGAAGAUGCCUGCAGCAAACCGAUAAACAUAUUGGAGCCGGAGGAAGGUUCAUUAUUGCAGGAAUUCAUUUUUGCCACCAUCUACGGGAUCGUUACUUUUCUUUAUUGUCUAUUACAUCAACGCGGCGGCAACAUCGACAAGCUAUCAGAUUUUCUUGAACUGUUUCGACUUUUUGUUGAGAGUCAAGAUGGUAAGCUCGUCGAGAGAACAAUAUUCGCAAUCGUCGAUCUACCCAGCGUUGAUGCGACGAAAUCGAUAGUACGCGCCAAGAAGAUAAUCGAUAUGAUAGGCGCGCUGACCAGCGGAUUGAAGCGUGUUCGCCGCGAUCUCUCUCACGUCAUGCAAUGCCACAGGACUAAACAUAGAUCCUGCAUCGACAACAUUCAAAGUUAUCAUCAUUCAGACGUACUCGGAGUACCGUACUCCCAAUCGAUUGUUGGUGUAGCUGAUAAACAAAUGUGCUGUAUUUCCUCACUAUUCGCGACGCUCAUAAGUUUAUUGAAAAAGUCUCAUCUGUUUGCGAGCGAACUACAAGUGAGAUUGAUCAAGAUCACUACCGCCGCGGAAUUGGGCGCUUAUCCAGUGACAGACGCGUGCAAUACCUGUGUCAGGCCGGCGAAUUAUUCGUGGGAUUUUCUGGAAAUGUACGUCGAUUUACUGUGUCCUAGCGAUCCGAAACUUUGUUACGUCAUCAUGGCGCAUCUGCUGCAAGUUACAUCCGGUUCUCGAUUUCACGUAAGGGAACAACUUCUGCUCAGAGUUUUCUAUCCGGCUUUUUUGCGAGCUAAAGAAUGUUACAUAAUCGAUAACAGCGAUGUAACGGCAAAGUUUCUCUUGCAGUCUUGUAUGUCCGUUAUGUCAUGUUUAAUCGUAAACGCGCACAUGUGUGAGAGAUUUAUGGAGAUAAACGGAUUGCGUGAGAUAUUACCCUUGAUGGCAAAUGUGGCAUUCACUAGAAGCGUUUAUGGUCUUUUGGAAGUCACCGUAGCUAUGGAGAUUUGGAAGAUGCGUGAUGAGAAAUUUGAUAAUUUAGAAAGCAUCGAGAUGCCGGUCGCGACUAGAGCUCUUUUUGAAUCUCUUGAUAGAGAGACGAACGAAUUAUUGAGUUGCUUACGAUGUUUCGAGAAAUUAAGGAUAGAAGAAAAGGCGGAUCAGCGAGAUAAAAAUAGAGAUACAUCCAACAUGGGUUUUGACAAUGAGAAAAUUGAUUUAUCUCCUGCAAAAAAUUUAAAAACUGAUGAGGCAAUUAAAAAUCUUGAUACAACAAUUUUACCGCAACUGCCUGAAAGCGAUACUCAUUGCAAACAAUUAGAGAACAAGACUGAUACGAUAGAUACCGUAAUAAUCUCGAAUUCGUUCAAAAAGUUUUAUACUUUUAUAGACCAAGUUAUUGAAAUGUGCGACGAUACGGAUAUAUCGUUUGAGAAAUUUAGCUUAUAUCAAGCUAGCAUAGCGUGGAGAGCUGCUGCGGGUGUAGCGUUGUGCAGUCCGAAAUUUCGCACCGAAUUGUCCGCGCAUCCUGUAUCUAGAAAAUUGCUACAUUUAUUUAGGCUGUUAACUAUAGGCCUCGCCACAGACAGUAUUGAAGAUACUGGCAAAUCGGCACAUAAACUCUUCGAGGCCCUGAUUACGUGUUGUAUGAUAUCUCCGUUGUAUGAUUGUGACAUAGUCAUGGAAUUAAGAAAAAUAUUGACGAGUACCGGGAUAAAGCUCGGUCGUGGAAUAGCUGUGAUAGUGGAUACGAUAUUAAAAGUUUCUAUGUUGAAGCCAACACAGGAAAAUAGCAUACCUCAACAACCGCGUCCUAGGUUACCAACUUUGUCGUUAGAGAAUCCACCGGAGUACAGCGCUGAAGAUAGUAGCACAUGUGAAUACGUAACCGCUGAUGAUGGAUAUGAGGCGGAUGUCGAAGUACCUGAAAAGAGUCCCAACAAGAGUAUCUCUAAGAAGAGUAGUCCUCUUGGGCUUGUAGUAGAACCGAGAGGUCAUGCUAAUGCACAUCCUGCUCUAUGUUCCUUGGCGAUAGAUCUUUUAAUUCACUUCAGCGAACAAGGUUUAGAUUUAGAAAGAGGCUCGAUAAUAAUUGGUGGAUUGCGAAGAAUCGCUGGUACAUGUCGAGAAAGUGCUUCAAGUUGCGCUGCUCUCGCAGCUUCAGGAACUAUUAUGAAGAUAUUGAAUGGCUUUAAAAAUGUAUUCAUUAAUAAUGAUCCACGAUAUCGAGAUUUGCAACACGCCGCGUUGGAAGUUUUUACAUUGUUGACGACACAAUCAAUCUCAUCGACCGAAUUAGUCGAAUAUCUGUCUUUCUUCAAAGCGGAAAGACCGCCGUUGUUACCAUUGCUGGAACCAUUGUAUCACUUAGUACUGGUGGCACGACCUCAACCUAAUUUUAUCUUGUCGUUUCCCGUGCAUUCUGAUAUAAAAGCAUCAUCGAAGACGGAGCAACAUAAAAAUCUGGAGAAGGCUGAGAAUCUCGUGAAAAAUUUCAGAAAUAAACAUCUCGCGGCGGGAAUUUGCAGUCCGUGGUCUGUACAUGCGACGUGUCUACCCGUCGGUCCGGAACUUACCUGGCCAGUAUGGUUGCACGGUUGCUCCGCUUCUAUGUGGCUAAGGGUAGAAAGAGGAAUGUCAAUCAGUAGUCGUGCGACAGUUUAUAACACUUCACCAUUGCUCGACUCGGACAACGAGAGUCUAUCCGAUUGGGGACUUCUUUCUGACAAUUGGAAUCGGGAAGUCGUAGCAGAUUCUGUGUCGCCCCCCACACCAACAUCAAUAAUACAUUUGAUGUCGAUUGGUUUCGAAUCGUUGGUUCUAGAAUUGUGGCUUGAUCUAAAAUCAGAUAAAUUAAUUUUACGACUUACUCGUCCGGACGAUAAGAUGAAUCGAACGAUCUCUGAAACUUCAAUAAAUGAUAUGCUUCCUUCGGGACAUUGGCAUCACUUAACGUUAAACUUUAAAGAUACUGUCUUGAAUAAGCAUAGUGCUGUAGUUGAAGUUACGCUCUGGGUAGACGGUUGGAAAGAGGUCAAUGCUCAUCUACCGUUUGACGGUUUAUUGAUGAGAAAACCGGGUACUACGUGCAUUUUAUUAGGUCAAAUCGGGUCGAGCAGUAUUGGCGCAUGGUACUUCGGAAAUUUAAUGAUUUUCAGAUGUCCAGUAUUCACGAAAGAACGUGCGUUGUAUCUAACAGGUCUUGGACCAAAUUACACCAACUUGGCGGAUUGUAUUUUAAACACUGUGAAACCUGAUUUUGCGCCUCUUAUUGCAUCUGGCGCACUGAAUGGUGUUUGCGAAGUGAAAUAUGAAGGAGGAAACUUCGAUUCAAGCCGACGAAAAUCUUACGGUGGUACUUAUUUGAGACAUGCUGUUGAGAAAGUGAUGUCAGAAUCGAAAAUUGACUGGGACGCUGUUAUGGAUGCAACAAAUUCGCAUCUUGGCGAGUUGCAAGAUAAUUUGCUUCUCAGUUACGAGGCUCAAAAUCCUUACAUCGUACAUCUGUAUCCUCAAGCUAUCACUAAUCCUGCUGUUAUUGUGAAAAAUAUCUUUCCGGGCCAACCAAGUUUUAGAAUCAUCUCAGCCCCAGAACAUAGAGUAUCACAGCAACCGCCUUUAUCGAUACCUCCGAUUAUAUCUACUCGUUUAGAAAACCAACAAUAUCGAGGGCUUAUACCUGCAGCGAUUUUAGUAGGUGGUGUACCAGUAUUUUUAUAUCUUUUUGCGAGGGUGGUUGAAUUAAACUCUACUGAAGAGGAACAAGCUCUAGCUCUCUCCAUAGUCCUGCAUCUUGUUCGUAGUGAUUCAGAACUCUUAAACCAAUACCGAUCGAAUGGCGGGACAUUACUGGUUCUUCGCGUUCUAGAGUCAUCUCGGUGCCACACAGGUAGACACAUUCUGAAGGCGAUGCUGGAUGCGGCGUGUGACAGCUCGAUCAUCAUCAGAGACGUUGACAGUGCUAAUCAUCCAAUUUCUCAAAAUUGCGAGGCUGUUAUCACGGAUCCAGAAUUGAUCAAGGCCGCGCUUACUGCAUGGAGAGCAUGGGCGAAAUAUGAUACUUUAAAUUUACUGCUGCAAACGCUGUUACUUUUACUCCGAGAUCAACAUUCGCAGCGUGAAUUUAAUGCAUCUCAAUUAAACAGAGUUGGAAUUGUGGAUACAAUCCUUACCUUGUGUAAGGAGCAUUUUAUGUACGAAAUAAAUGAAGAGGUAAAUACCGCAUUGGAUUCGAAUGCUGGAAUCGCUAUUGUGGAACUGAUACGCGCCUUGAUGGGCGCACCGCCGGAGUUUGCUCAUUUGGUCGCCAUCACUGAUUAUUUAGUUCUUGUUCAUCAAGCUUCGGAGACUUAUGUUACUCACUCGCGUCAAAAUAUCUAUUUUAUGUUGCCGCAACUCAGGGAGACGAAAACAAAUCUGAAAAGAAGUGACAACGUUUCUAUUUCUUCCAAUGAUUCGAUAAACUUGAUGGAAAAUAGUAAAUUGGACAAGGCAUUAAGAAAUGAACAGAUUCAAAAUAUUCGAAGUCCCAAAAAGAAAGAUCGUAAAAGUGCAUUAUUGACGGAUAAUAUUAGCGGUGGAGAAGACUCUGGAAUUGCCGCUAGCGAUGGAUCUAUUCCACAGAGCAAUGAAAGACCAUCAACAUAUGCAGACGAGAAAAGAGCUUGUCAAGGCUUAGUCUGCGAAGGGUUGUUGUUACUGUUAAGAGAUGCUGUAAGAGUAUUACCAGACUGCCAAGUUGGAUCAGUGCUAAAGCAUGUUUUAAGAGCUGAACUGUUAUUAGUUUUAGCCAAUGAUCCUGAUAACCGUGUACGUACAGCAUUGAUCAAGGUGAUACAAACCUAUCUACAACGUGCUAGCGAUGAGGAAGUUAAUAAGUUUAUAAAGCAAAAAUAUUUCAUGCAUCUAGCAAAUCAGAUAGCUUUAUAUCCCGCAAGUGAUUCGUUGGUCAUCGCUUUAGAGAACUUAGCUGUACGAAGUCCGACUUUAGCAGCAAUGCCAAUGUUAAUGGCUAUAAUUGCAAAGACUUCAAACUCUGAUUCAAGUAUAAUCAGACCAUUAAUAUUGUUUAUAACUGAUGUAAUAGCAAAGAAUACGAAUGCACUGAAAAUACUUUUAGAGCAAGGCUUAAUUGAAUCAUUGGUACAAGGUUUAGUCGGGGCUACGCAAAAAAAAAAUAACUCGAUGUCCCUUCAUCGAGACAUUCAUGUGCUGUUUGUGACAAUUGCGACUAAACUUCUAGAAUUACCUGGUAGUCAUCAGAUACAAGCGGUAUUAGAUCUACAUGUAAUACUUGAUUAUAUGGAAAUAUCGGAAAAGUUACGACGCUGCACGAGUUCGAUUCGCACGAUCGUGAGAGAUGCCCAAGUCGCGUUGUUUGAUGGAGAAUUGGACGCGCUCGUGACAAAAUUAUCGAAUCCCUCAGGAUUCCGUCUACGUAGCACGGCUUCUUACUUGGCUUCGGCAUCUUACUUCACUUCAGUUCUUACGACGUCUAGCGAGCAAAGUGAUCAUGGAUCCCAUUCCUCUAGCUAUAGUAGCUUCCAUGCGAGCUCGCCCCCGGUGCUGCGUGAACCCGGUAAAGGAGAAUUGAACGAUCGUUUUCGUAUCAUCGUAACACGCGCGGUUGAAUUUAUAACGGCGAUCGAUAUGUCACCGUCCGUCAACGAAUUGCAGCUAACGAAGAGAUUAUUUUCCGUCCUUUUGCACGGUUUGUGCAAUCCACUGGAGAAAAAAAAUCAUUGGAGCAGUACGUGGUCCAUUAAACCAGCGUUGAGAAAAUAUACGGCUAGAAUUAUGAUAUGGCUGUUGGAGCCACAUCAAAGUAUCAAUACGAGAAUGUACGCCAUUAGGUCUUUAAUGGAAGAACCAAGAGCUCGCGAAAUCCUAUCAUGCAUUUUGGAGGUUCAUCCACAGAUAGAACAAAAGUUUACCGUGUUUUUUUGGGAUUUAUUGCAAAAACGGGACGAAAUACCCAGUGCCGAUGCUAGAGUAUGCGCCGAACUGAGAGAAGCUCUACGUGUGUGGAAUCUCGCGAAAGGGAUAGAGCAAGCCAAUCCAGAAGUGUGGAACGACGAAUUAGCUCUGUUACGUCGAGAUUUGCUUCUAGAUCGAGAUAUUUGUAUUGAUAAUUACCCUGCAGUUUUAAGAAUUGGCAAAAGAUUCGAUGCAUUGGCGAAGCAAUUAAUCGAAAGUGCCAUGAAUAUAACGCGUUUGGUUGUGGAAGAACAAAACCGUGAGCGUAAGGUGUUAAUGGAACAGUUGAAACACAUGCGAGCAUUAGAGGCUCAGGCAGUGGCCAGGUGGAGAGAUAUAGCCAAGCGAUUAACACAUGAAUGGGCGCCAUGGCAUUUUUCCGACAGCUAUCCGAAAAGUUGGGAAUUGGAUCCGACUGAAGGCCCCGCGAGAGUUAGAAUUAGGCUUCAGAGAUGUCAUUUGAAUAUUGAUAAAAAAUUCUUCUUACCUGAACAUCAAGACAAUUUAAAAUCUUCCAAUAUCGAAAUGCCGUUGUCGUAUUUAUUUACGAGUACUCGUGAAGAUGCCAACACUGCAGCUUUAAUCGAACGAUUACAGACUGAGAAAAUACGUAAGAUGUCUCAAGCGAAAGUUGUAACACCUAGGGCCGAAUUAGCGGGAGAAGUUCUCAUUGGUGAGACAUGCGUGUAUUUCGUUCCGGACAAUCCCGAUAUGCCGUUACAUACGGACAUAGCAUUGGGCGGUUUCGAUUUGGCUGUAACCGGUGGUACUGCUUGGCGUCUCGAAGAUAUUCGCGAAUUGCAUAGAAGAAGAUAUCAAUUACAAGAGAGAGCUAUCGAGAUCUUUCUCAUUACUGGCAGAACGUAUUUAUUAGCGUUCAAUUCAUCCAAGGAAAGGGACGAAUUUACGACCGAGUUAUCAGCUUGCAAUUUACCCAGGCGAAUCCCUGGUGAUGAUUUGGGAGAGGCUCUGACCUUAUGGAAAAAUGGCGCGCUCACUAAUUGGGAAUAUAUCAUUUGCUUGAACAAACUGGCGGGUCGUUCGUAUAACGACUUGAUGCAAUAUCCCGUAUUCCCUUUUGUUUUGGCGGAUUACAUCAGCGACAAGAUCGACUUGAACAAUCCGAAAAUUUAUCGAAAUUUUAAACGACCGAUGGCUGUGCAAGAUAAAAAGAAUGAACAACAUUACAUAAAUAAUUAUAAUUACUUGAAGCAAACUUUAACAGAAGGAUUAAAUCUGAUUGCCUUAAAUCAAGGACCAUUCCAUUAUGGAUCUCAUUAUAGUAAUUCUGGAACAGUGUUACACUUUUUGGUGCGGCUUCCACCGUUCACUAGCAUGUUCCUAUGUUAUCAAGAUAAUAAUUUUGAUAUUCCUGAUCGAACAUUCCAUGCCUUAGCUACCACAUGGAGAUUAACUAGUUGCGAUUCCACAACGGAUGUGAAGGAACUGAUACCAGAAUUUUUCUAUUUACCUGAAUUUUUAUUAAAUUUUGAAGGAUUCAAUUUUGGCGUGCGACAAAAUGGUAACAAAGUUGGAGACGUUGAAUUGCCAAAAUGGUGUGGCGAUGACGCACGUCUAUUCAUAUUGGCGCAUAGAGCCGCGUUGGAAUCAGACAUCGUGAGAGAAGUAUUACCAUAUUGGAUCGAUCUCGUUUUUGGAUUCAGACAGACGGGAAAACCGGCGAUAGAAGCUAUAAAUGUCUUUCAUCCUGCUACUUAUUACGGAUUCGAUGUAGAACAAAUAGCCGAUCCCUUAGAACGUCAAGCUUGGGAAACGAUGGUACGAACUUAUGGUCAAACGCCUGCACAAUUAUUUAGAGCUCCUCAUCCAUUGAUUCAGAAUCUUAGCAAUGUAACGCUCUCUAAUCAAACAUUGCAAGUUAUUGAAGGAGUCAGCGGUAUAAAAUGGGGAAAUUAUGUAGGUGCGCCUGGCAAUAAGCCUGUAUUAUGUUGGAACUUGAAACACAAAACUCCAUUAGCUUCUCUAAUUCCUCUGGCAACCGGUGAUGUUUUCGGUUUACCUAAUUACACGACGCUUCUUCUGGCUUAUACUAAAGAGAAAGGUGGUAGUAUGGUAAGUGGUAUGUCUGUCUUAGGUGCUGCGUUAGCAUCAUGGAGUGGAACAGAUGGAAUUGCUAGAUUAAAAUGUAAAAAGGAACAACCACCAAGGCCUUUAAUUAAAUCUUCAGGCCUCGAUCCUAUCAUGACAUUGGGAUCUACUCCAGAUUGUGGACAACUCUGGAUCGGACAUUUAUCAGGCAGAAUUAUAGUGCAUACGUACACUAUUGGGGCUACAGGCAAAAUCGAAUUCAGUUUAGCACCUGCAACAAUACUUUUAGCUCAUAGAAGUCGGGUGACAACAAUAUCUUUGUCACGUGCGUUUAGCAUUGCUUGCUCCGGCGAUGCUAAUGGGGUCAUUGCUAUUUGGGAUUUAAACAGUUUAACAUAUGUGAGGUCAAUAGUCUGCGAUCAAGGUUAUACUAUACAUCUUCUAUGUAUCAGUGAAACACUUGGUGAUGUAGCAGUUACUUUCGAGAUUCCUAGAUCAGAAGUCAACGUGACCGCCGAUCGAUCCGAGUUGAGUGUUUAUACUAUAAAUGCAAGAGCUGUCGGCUCCAUUUCAUCCAAACGACGUGUAACAGCGCUUUGUUACAGCAGCGCACCAGAAGGAGUUUCUGUAAAUGUUAUUGCAACUGGUUUAGACAAUGGAAUAAUAAGAUUAUGGAGCAGUUGGGAUCUGCAGUUAGUUAGAGAAAUUUCGACUAAUGUGAAAAAUUGUUGUGCAAUAGUUGCUGUAGUAUGGUCCCUGGAUCAACACCAUUUAUACGCGGUCACGGAAGACUCUACUGUAUUAAUUUGGGAGGGAUCCAAGCGUCUCAGUAACGGUACUCCAAAAUUCGUCAACUUAACAUCAUUCUAAUCUGUACAAUCGUAAUUUGAACAAUUAAAAACUGUUGCAAGGACAAAUGUAUGAACUAAGAACAAAGCUUAUAUAUAGAGAAAGAGAAUUAGAUUGGGAACAUAAAAGUGAUGUUAUUUUCUAUAUUACGUUUAUCAUAUUUUUAUUAUCUUUUUUGUUUUGUUUAUUAUUUUUAACAUUAUUUAAUAUGUGAUUAUUUCUGCAUUAUUAUUUAAGAAUUAAUGUUCAAAUAAUUAAUUACACUCGAUCUUUUUUUAUUUUGAGUCACGAUCAUGACAUUGAUGACAAAAUGAAUAAUGUAUCAAAUUAUCUUAGUGAUUCUGAUACAAUGAUUAUCCCUAGUUAUAUAUAUAUAUAUUCAUUCAUUAUGUCUCUUUUUUUGUUUUUAAUAAUAUAAUUUAUAUAUAUAUAUAUAUAUAUAUAUACACAUAUAUACAUAUAUAAAUUUUUAUAAAAUAUUGCAAUAACAAAGACAUAUUAAUGGAAACUAUUCAUUUUUUCAAUAAUGUUUGCUCAUAUUUUUGACAUAUGUAUAUAAAGUAAAUAUUUUUACUGCAUUAAA